CCACAGAAACCAGAAAGAAUUAUCGAAGCCUAUCCAUACACUUCCAGUUCGAGCUCCGGUUCCGGUCCUUCUUGCUCGGCGGGUUAAUGGCAAUAAGCAGCUGUUCCUGUUCGCUGCCAUUGUGGCCGGGGCAUUUCGAUCCUGGGAACGUCGCGAAGGCUAGAACUGAUUUAUCAUUCGUCGUCAGAAACAAUGCGGAUAAACCCAGGAACUGCACGGUCGAGCCUAGGCCGGACUUGUUGAGCACCACGACCGGACGAAGAGGAGCUAUCGGGAUGGGGUUAGGCCUCGUAAAGCUCGUUGCCUGGCAAUCCUGGGUUUCAGGAGCAGCGGAGACGGCGCCGUGCGAGCUGACAGUGGCGCCUUCGGGGCUCGCCUACUGCGACAAAGUGGUGGGCACCGGGCCUGAGGCUGUCAAAGGACAGCUCAUUAAGGCGCAUUAUGUCGGGAAAUUGGAGAACGGGAAGGUGUUCGACAGCAGCUACAAUCGCGGCAAGCCUCUCACUUUCAAAGUCGGGGUCGGCGAGGUGAUCAAAGGGUGGGAUGAAGGCAUUUUAGGUGGGGAUGGAGUGCCGCCAAUGCUUGCUGGGGGAAAACGGAUUUUGAAGCUGCCUCCGGAGCUCGGCUACGGCAUGAGAGGAGCCGGCUGCAAAGGAGGAUCAUGUGUCAUUCCGCCGCAGUCUGUGCUCUUGUUCGACGUCGAGUUCAUCGGCAAGGCUUGAUGAGGCGCAUGCAUCACCGGAAGUUAUCACAAACACAGAGGGGUGUGGAGAUUUUUUCUUGACAUGUAAAUUGGGAUCUAGGAGUGAUGCCAUGCCAGUUUCUGUAAAGGCUCUUCUAUGGUCUUGCUUCACUUCAUGUUCAUACACCCGAACUCUUCAUGUCUUACAUCUGCAGACUCGAGAACAUAAGUAAUUGUCAUUGGCAU
Molecule: messenger RNA, 928 nt
Organism: Rhodamnia argentea
Lineage: Eukaryota; Viridiplantae; Streptophyta; Magnoliopsida; Myrtales; Myrtaceae
Product: peptidyl-prolyl cis-trans isomerase FKBP13, chloroplastic-like
Exons: 5
Coding region: 87-722 (211 amino acids)
Cellular component (GO): chloroplast
Molecular function (GO): peptidyl-prolyl cis-trans isomerase activity
Source: RefSeq, a predicted model, not a curated record